Molecule: messenger RNA, 4068 nt
Organism: Anopheles coustani
Lineage: Eukaryota; Metazoa; Arthropoda; Insecta; Diptera; Culicidae
Exons: 11
Coding region: 1-4068 (1355 amino acids)
Source: RefSeq, a predicted model, not a curated record
AUGACGGAAAUGGAAAGGAAAGCCGCGAUAAUAGUCGGCUAUCAGCUGCGGCUGCUUCUGCUGACCGUGACUUUCGCCACCGCAAUACAAAUCGACAAUCGACUCGUGCAGCCUCAGUAUGAUUGCUUCGAGCGGAUAGCGCUCGGCGCGAUGCUGCCGUUCGAGAAGACGUUCCGGAACUCGGACACCAACUCGCUGAAGAUCUGCGAGACGCUCUGCCUCAACGACAAAGAAUGCCAAACGUUCGCUUUUGGCAUUUCCGGUCGGGGCAAUGGAACAUGUCAGCUGUCGGCGAACACGAUCGAUGCUACCAAUUCGCGCCCGGUCGGUACCAUCUUCGAUCCUGACUUUGAUCUGUACGCACGUAAAUACAACUGUUUUUUAGAUGGACCCACAAACCCGCCACCUCGGCCGGGAGGCCUGGGCAUUUUCCCGAAUGGUGAGCCGCAGCCUAGUGGUGGACCCCAGAGACAACCUCCUCCACCACCACCGCCACCCCCAACUGGUAGUGCAUUUCCUCCGCCGAGCAUAAUCGAACGACCCGGGCCACCCGUCUUCGGGCCCCCAGUUUCUGCGGGAAGCGUCGACCCUCAGCCGACCUCCAAUGGGGGCUUUGUUGAUCCCUCAAGACCAUCGGGACAAUUUGGUGGAACCGUUUCGCCAGUGGGGAGCACCUCACUCGGCACAACCUACGGUCAAACGGAAGAAGAAACCCCACCGGAGACGACGGCUCCAGCGGAGGAGUACUACACCACCAAGGACCACUCGCACCCGGCUCAGAACGGUGGCAGCCCAUACCAUACUACCAGUACGGCCGCCGGCCCUCAGUACAGUCUAACUACCGGUGAACGGCUGCCUCCGACGCAACCGGCCGGCACGAUGCCCGACCGUGAGAAUCCCACCAAGUAUCCAGUGGAUCUGCGUCCUCAGUACGGUUCGCCCAGCGGUCCCGGCACGGGCGGAGGGGGUCCCUCGAAGCCUGGAAACUAUCCGUACCACUUCCCCAUGCUGUACGAGACGAACUAUCCGCUGCCGAACAACAAGAACGGAUAUCCGGAGAUCUACGCGCAGAACGUACCGACGCUGGAUAACAACUAUCUCCGGCCGGAGUACGGUGGAACGAGCUUUGGACGCCCUUCGGGACCUUCGGGAGCCACACCGGCCAUAGGAAGUGGGAACGGUGUGUCAGGAUAUGGUGGAGUUCAGCGUCCAAGUUCCGCUGGGUCUACUGGAUAUGGGGGUGGACCGGGAGGUCCCAUACAGAGACCUCCGCCAUCAGGUCCAAGUGGAUACGGAGGACAAGUGGGACGACCGACAGCGGGUAAUGGACCCCCGUCGGGGUACGGUGUAGUCCGUCCAGGACCGGCUCCUCCAGUCAUACAAUCGGGACCAUCUGCAGGAGGAGGAGGAUAUAAUGUGCAUGAAGACAAACUAGAACUUCAUCCAGCGACUCCUUCCAAGCGCCCGUGCUAUCGCCGUGUACUUGCCGGGAAACGUGUUGCCUCACAUUGGGUACGGCGAACACUAAUCUGCGAACGGGUCGAAGACUGCCAGCGCGAAUGUGGUGACGAGCGGCGCUUCUCUUGCGAGGGAUUCAACUAUCGUUUGGAUCCGACGGGUCGAGGCCAAGGCGACUGCGAACUUAUCGACCAACCCCUGUCGCAGAUCGAUCUCUACUCAAGCCCGCACCAGCGAGACUCGAACCUUAUUCGCGAUCCGGACUAUGACUACUACGAACGUGAUCGCAGUGCGACGUCCAAUUGUAGACCGAGUUGCAAGGACUGCAUGGUUAAGCCGUUCCGCCCGGCCUUAGAGUUUGUGCGUCCGACCACCUACCGUCCGCAUCAUCCGGAGAACUACAAACCGUACCCAUCCGAGCCGCAUCCUUAUGAGGAGGAUCGGUACAAACCGUCAGUUACGGCGAUCGACAAGUACCGUCCACCAUUGUACGCUAGGCCAGACUUUGAGCGCUAUAGUCCUUCGUCGAGUUACUAUCCUCCACCUCCACCACCACUCCCUUCACCCGUUGAAUCCUAUCGUCCUUCGAUCUCGUAUAAACCACAGUACGGUAGCGAGAUCGAUCGCUACGGCACGCUGGAUCAUGGGUUCUUCAAGGUUCCGUACGAUCGACACGAAUAUCCGAAACCGAUCCACCACGAAGAGAUCCGGCCGGUCCAUCGUCCACGGCAUCCGUACGAAGAUCGCGACUCUCCGCCGCCACCUUCAGGGCCGCAUAUUUCGACCGGCCAACAGUACGGCCACAAACCGAACACCUUCAUCCCGUACCUGAUCGGACAGAACAUUCACAAGAACGGCGGUGUCUACGGUGGUUCGUAUGGCCCCUCGUUCAACACGGACUCGUACAAGUCGAUCUCCGACUAUUGGGGACUUCGAAAUGAGAUCAAACGCUACGACACUCCACCAUCGUUCAACUACUUUGAGCUGCGCAACGAUCACCACUUCGAUGAUAACAACGUGUGGAGCUACGGUGGAAGUAAAUAUGGAUACGAAGAGUCAUAUCCCUCGGCCGUGGUACCAUUCGAUCGGGAUCAUCAGCAACACCCGUACGUGGAUCACCAUCGGGGCAGCUUUGGUCAGCAGUGGAUUCGUCGACCGAGUCACGAAGAGUGCUCGGUGAAGUCGAGCGAAGGCUUCCGGCUGCAUAAGGGUGUGGUAAAGUACGCCCUCAACACACCGACCGUGGUUGAGUGUGAGCGGAUGUGCUAUUCCGAGUCGCGAUUCCGGUGUCUAACGUUCAGCUAUCGCUACUCGGCUGUGUCGCGUGAGAAUUGCUUGCUCUGCGAUCGACCGUUCAAUCUGCUCGAUUUCUAUGCGGACCUGGAGCCGGACCGGGAUUACGAUAUAUACUCGAUGAGUGACGACACGAAGACGUGUCAUCCGGAGCUGGGACCACCUCGGAGGGACUACAAUGCUCAAUGCUUCAUUCGAGUGAUCGAUUCGGGCCGCUUCUUCAAGUCGAUCGUUCGCGACUCACUUACAGUGCGAUCCAUAGGCGAAUGCGAGCUCGAAUGCAUCAAGGCGACAAAAUUCACCUGCCGUGCGUUUACCUACAGCUUCGGACCGAACAGCAUCAACGCGGUCAUUGACAACUGUCAACUGUCCGACUGGCCAGUGCGGGACAUGGACAAGGACCGUCACCUGGUGCCGGAUGAGACCUUCGACGUGUUCGAACGCGCCAGCUACGGACAGGGCUGCGAAAUUCAACCGAUCAUCGAUGACAAACAUCACAAGAAGUUCUGCUACCUCGGAUAUGGAUCACCGGCAAAGUUGCUCUCUUCGGCGAUUAAAAAAGUUACCUCCGUCAACACGGAACUGGAUUGCAAAAAUGAAUGCAUACGCUUGAGGGAAUCGACCCAUUUCAAGUGUCUUUCGUUCAGUUUUAGCUCGCAGGCGUCGACGUACAACUGCGAGAUGUCGGAUCUGGACCAGAGCGAGCUGAAGCUGGGCGUACAUUACGCCCAUACGAACGAUCGCGACUUUUGGCUGUUCGCCUGGAAUCCGUUCGACUACACCUGCCGCGAUAAGAUCACCACCAUUAGCAGCGGCAGCACCACCCGGAUGAACCACGAUCGCCGAAUAGACAUCUUCCGUGAACCGGGUGAUGGAAGUUGGCGUCAGUAUACCGUCUCGGGAAAACCCUGCCGCCUCGGUACCAAGUGCGAGCGGAACAAGAUCACAGGGUUUUACUCCUGUGAGAUAGAGGGUGGUGAGAUUGGUUCAUGGGAUUAUUGCUGUAAGGCCGAGCACCCUUGCGGCUACUCGCAAGGGUUCGACUAUCCAUGGUGCUACGUGGGUGAUGCCCCAGAUCAGUGGCGCAAGUGCAGCGAUAAGUACUUCCCCAAGAAACAGCACGAUUCGCGUUAUCAAAACAAGAAUAAAAAGGGUGAAAUCUAUCAGCCACCACCAAAGCCGGGAGGACUGAGGCACCUGGACGAUGUGACCGCACCGGCUGAGCUCUGGCCCGUCACCUACCUGUACGAGAAGGGUCCACCGAAUGCGACCGAGAUCAGCAGCAACGUGAUCGACUGCAAGAAGGAUAAGUGUUAG